Messenger RNA from Cherax quadricarinatus, 6559 nucleotides. RefSeq lists its product as uncharacterized. NCBI's taxonomy places the organism in Eukaryota, Metazoa, Arthropoda, Malacostraca, Decapoda, Parastacidae. The record is from RefSeq and is a predicted model, not a curated record.
CAGCAUACCUGGAGAAGGCACUGCUGCUGCAACAGCAACCUAGAACACGGUCCUAGUACCACACACAUACCUUCAUUGACCUGGCAUCGUAAACCCCAGCGUCUCUUACACCACCACACACCUUGAAUUGGCCUGCCUUAGACCCCCGCCUGCCUCUCUCUGGAAGUCCUCUCGCGUCGACUGGCAGUGAGCGCACCUAGGGGGAAAGUUUUGUUAUGGUGGCCGUAGUGGCUCAGUUCGAAGCGGAUUGUGGUGGCAACGAUACGCGUGCUCUACCACGCUACCUGCACAAGCACUCGACUUACCAGCAGCUAGAAAUGGAACGACACCAGUCGUCUUACAGCCACUGCCUGGUGUAGUGACGACAAUAUCCUAAUCCCACGACUGACAAGCAGUGCCAGUGUGUUAAGACCUUUUACAGAAAGAGCAAAGAACUCGUCAUUAAGACAAAAAUACUGUUUAAAUUCGCGCCUUGAAAAGUUAUUGAAACACAAUCAAUUACAAAUUUUUCGGAACUUGUAACUUUGAUAAAUAUUGCCAAGACUAGUGAUGGAAGUCGCUAAACUUAUGAAAUGGUGAGCCUUGCUGAAUCUGUGAGGGACUGGUGAUGCUAAGUGCUUGUGACAGUGUAUAGCAGUGUAAAGUGAGUGUAGGACACUCGUCACGCCUUGCCAGUGGUCACCCUGCAAGUCUUCAUCAACUACCUGGACACUGAAGCAAUCGAGUGUGGGUAAACUGAGGCAGCAGGGCGCGGACAGCGGGCGUGGGGGGCGUGAAUCAUGCCAUAGAGGGCGUGGAUAGUCCGGAACACCAUGCCUGAGGGUUCGAGUAGUAACUGUCACCUUUGUCACAUCCACGACCACGUACCGGGAUCCUCUCUGCUACGGACGCACCCCCUGCGGGUCUCCCACACGCGCUCCCGUAACCACAGCAGAAGUUCCAGCAGCGGCGAGGGACACCCACACCACUCCCACCAUUCCCGGGAUCACUCCCACCGCUCCCGGGACCCAUCCCGCCACUCACGCGACCACUCCCGCCACUCGCGCGACCACUCCCGCCACUCGCGUGAUGGCAGCUCUAGGGAGAUCAGAGACAUGGAGGCCAAGCAGGCCAAGGCGGCCAGCACUCUGGCCAAGCUCAGCGAGAGGUCUCACUCGCUGCCAGGGAGUCGCAGCAGCACGCUGUCGCGACCCAACGAAGUUUCCGUCCUUCCGGACGGGGACGCCCACCACCACCAUCACCACCACCAACACCGCGACCGCCGCGGCUCGACGGGGUCGCGCGCAGACUACAAUGGCGUGUUGGCUGCGCUACUGGAGACCCGCGCUGCCAGUCUUCCCAGGAACCACAGUGUUAACGUCCACAGGGAACCAGACCUGCUGACCGCCCUCCCUCGCACACACAACAACAGCAGGUCAAGCACUCUGUCACGGACCCGUGACCCUCACGGCAGCAACCUGACCCUGGCGCAGGACACGGAGCAGGACUACUACAUGCAUGUCCACCGUGCCAGGUACAAGGAUGAGGCUCGCAAGCAGAGGUUCAACUUGCAGACCGUCAUGCUCAUCGGCUGCUACACCUUACUGUUCGUGGUGGCCAUAAUCGUGGGUGUGGUGCUGUGUCAGCAAAAUGGAUGGCUGGGCUUCGGCAGCAGCAGAGCCGAGGAGGCUACUGGUGAAGCCAAUUCCCCGACCCGGAACACCAAUAACCUCUCCUUAGGGCGCGACCAGGACCGGGCCACCCGUGGCAGAGGCUUCAACAGCCGUGGCAACCGGCCGGGACCUACCAUAGACUACGAUUACUCUGACGAUGGAACCUCUUCGAACGGCAACACGGUGGGUGCUUUUCCAGGAGCAGGGGUACCCCUGCCAGGCCUCCCUCAGGGUGGUAGAGAUCCUCUGAGGACAGUGAACUUCGUACCCCUGGAUGAGAGUAACCCUGGGGGUAAUGGCAUGCCACGACGUCCCUCUAUUGGCCAGGGUGGGUCUCCGGGGCCUGGACAACGCGCAAAUAACGGAGUUGGAGGAGGGAGAACAGGAAGCAACGUACAAGGUAACAACAUCAACUCCUUCAGCAACUCUGCCCCUGGAGUGGAUAACGGAAUUGGAGGAGGGAGAAUAGAGAGCCCUUUACCAGGAGGUGGUAACAACGUCAACUCCUUCAGCAACUCUGCCUCCGGAGCGGAUAACGGAAUUGGAGCUGGAGCCGGACGUCCCUUCCCAGGUAACAACGUCAACCCCUUCCACAACGCUGGCUCUGGAGUGGAUGACCUAAACUCGGUUAGGAGCGGCAAGAGUUUAGAUUCCUCUCGUGAUCCAUCAAACACCGUGUCAGGGGGCAGCAGAGACCCCACAGGAAGGAUCGUUGGUGAAGGACAUUCUAAUUCAAUGAAUCCUUUUAUACCCUUAGGCGCUAACAAUGCCCCUAACAACUUCAACACUGGCAGUAUUCCUAUCGCUAAUGAUCCACGUACAAGUGGUUCAAAAAAUUUCCCCAACAGCCAAGGAGGAUUCAGUAACGAUGGUUUCAGCAACAGUCCCCCCAACACGGCCAUUAACAACCAAAGAAACAUUAAUUCAGGUUCAAGUGUCGAUUUUAGUAAUGGUGGAAGCAGAAUGACUUCUGGAGGCGUGGCUCCUGGAGAACUUGAGGCCGAGAGCGUGCCUAGCACUGUAGUGGGUGGCAGUCGCUCCAGGGAGAGGCUGAUGAACGUCUUCGGCAGGACUGUAAACACUCCUGGUGAUUCCUUCAAUGGGAUGACGUCGACUUCAAACGCUGCCAACGACAAUUUUAACCCCGGAGUAGCAGGCAGUCAAGACACUCCAGCUGGGAACUUCAACACGGGAACUGAUAGCAGAGUAAACAGCCCAGCUGGGAACUUCAACACGGGAACUGACAGCAGAGUGAACAGCCCAGCUGGGAACUUCAAUACGGGAACUGGCAGCAGAGGAAAUAGCCCAGCUGGGAACUUCAACACGGGAACUGACAGCAGAGUAAACAGCCCAGCUGGGAACUUCAACACGGGAACUGACAGCAGAGGAAAUAGCCCAGCUGGGAACUUCAACACGGGAACUAACAGCAGAGGAAACAGCCCAGCUGGGAACUUCAAUACGGGAACUGACAGCAGAGGAAACAGUCCAGCUGGAAACUUCAACACGGGAUCUGACAGCAGAGGAAACAGCCCAGCUGGGAACUUUAACAGUGGACUCGGAACCCAGGCUAACUCCCCGGUGAAUGUAGCUAGCAUCCCCGGCGCUGCAACAUCCACCAACUGGCCGGGUACCGUAAACUCCGGCGGGGCAGGUCCAGGGUCUGGAGGUGAGAGGAUGGCUGCCAUCGCUAAUGGAAACCCCAACUCUCCAACAACAGUAAGUGUAAGUAACAUUCCCAACGAAAAUCUUAACCCUGGAACGGUUAGAGGUCACAGUACUCCGGGUAGGAAUCUCGGCUCUGGAAUCACUGGCAUAAGAAAUAUUGCAGGUGGGAAUUUCAACGCUGAAAUUGACAGCAAAGGAAAUAUUUCAGGAAGGAAUUUCAACUCUGGAACUGGAAGCAAUGUUCAAGGUGGGAAUUUCAACAGUGGAGGAAAUAUUCCAAACAUGAACUUAAAUUUUGGAAAUAGUGGAAGCAAUACUCCAGGUGGGAAUUUUAACUCUGGAGAUGGUAAUACAGGAGGAAAUACUCCAAGUAUGAAUUUCAACUCUGGAAAUAAUGGAGGUAAUAUACCUGGUGGAAAUUUCAACACUGAAACCAACCACGGAGGAAAUACUCCAGGAAUUAACUCUGGAAACACUGAAGGGAAUAUUCCAGGAAUGAAUUCUGGAAAUAUUGGAGGGAAUAUUCCAGGAAUUAAUUCUGGAAAUAUUGGAGGGAAUAUUCCAGGAAUUAAUUCUGGAAAUAUUGGAGGUAAUAUUCCAGGAAUGAACGUUGGAAAUAUUCCAGGAAUGAACUCUGGAAAUAUUCCAGGAAUGAACUCUGGAAAUAUUGGAGGAAAUAUUCCAGGAAUGAACUCUGGAAAUAUUCCAGGAAUGAAUUCUGGAAAUACUGGAGGGAAUAUUUUAGGAAUGAAUUCUGGAAAUAUUGGAGGGAAUAUUCCAGGAAUGAAUUCCGGAGAUGGAGGAAAUAUUCCAGGAAUGAAGUCUGGAAAUACUCCUGGAAUGAACUCUGGAAAUAUUGAAGGAAAUACUCCAGGAAUGAACUCUGGAAACAUUGGAGGGAAUACUCCAGGAAUGACCUCUAGAAAUAAUGGAGGGAAUACUCCAGGAAUGAACUCUAGAAAUAAUGGAGGGAAUACUCCAGGAAUGAACUCUGGAACUACUGGAGGGAAUACUCCAGUAAUGAACUCUGGAAAUAUUGGAGGGAAUACUCCAGGAAUGAACUCUGGAACUACUGGAGGGAAUACUCCAGGAAUGAACUCUGGAACUACUGGAGGGAAUACUCCAGGAAUGAACUCUGGAAAUAUUGGAAGGAAUACUCCAGGAAUGAACUCUGGAAAUACUGGAGGGAAUACUCCAGGAAUGAAUUUAAACUCUGGAGACAGAGUGAGUGUGCCUGACAGGACAUUCAUUGCUGUAACUAGCAAUGGAAGAAUCAGGCCAGAGGGGAGUGUGCAAGGUGCAACAGGAAGCAGCGGCAGCAGCUCAGUUAAUGACAAUGCCGGGUUGGGCUCUAGUCUUAACCCGACAGCUGAAAUCUUGAACGCUGGCCAAGGCAGCAGCACGAGCUCUGGAGCACCUGUAGAUGCUGAUAAGUCUGGAGCAGCCGUAGCUGUUGGGAGUCUAGAUACAUCCGGGAAGGACAAGGUCAACUGGGACAGCAGCGCUGUAGGUGGUACGCAUACUUCAAACUGGAAUAACACACCAAAGCAGUUAGAGAAUCCUCCAGUGGUAACUUCCCCAAGAGCGACGCAAAAUGGAAGAAAUGGCGUUCGUAGCUUAGGCAAUGGUAACCAGCGCAUUAGGCAGAACGGAGGGAGGCAGAACGGUGCGAGGCAGAACGGUGCGAGGCAGAACGGUGUGAGACAGAACGGUAUAAGGCAGAACGGCAUGAGGCAAGGCAACAUUAAUGGACAGAUCGUGGGCCCCAUCACACCUGGUAAUCAAGGCAACCUUCCAGCUGACACCAGCAGUUCCAUAAUCAGGAGCCUGGGAAGUGGAGUUCGAAGUCGUGACAGCCGACAACCUUCACUAAGAAGCCUGAGUGUCGCCACUGGUGGAAGGAAUGCCAACACCCAGACGAUAGGCGCAAAGACACCUGAGGGAACAUCUGCAGGAGGUGCCUCGGGUGUCAACAUUCAAGACAAGGUGGGCCACAACUGGGAUGAAACCACUGCAGGAGGUAAACACUUGGGAUCUAGAGUGGGCAUAGACCUUCCACUCAUCAAUUCUGGAGGAUUAAACUCUGCAGGCCAGAACUCUUUUGAUGUCACGGUUCAGAUGUUGGGGAGUACUGGAACAGUGAUGCCCAGGCCAGCUGUGAGUCGGACGGGCACUGUGUUACCGGCUGGAGGCGACUUUCAGAACACCGUUACACCACAUACACCUCUAAGUGAGAGCGAGAGGGGUAUCACCAUCAUCCCUCCAUCAGGAGACCAAGUGACUCCCUUGCAGGUGAUGCGCGGGUUCUCAGUGCAGCGCGGAGAGGUGGUAUCUCUGAGUACCAUCAAAUCUGACGAUAAGGAGAUAGCCAUCUUGAGACCUGACCCCGAUGUUAUUUUCCACAUCACUCCCAGUGCCCCGGACGCCGGGGUUGCGCUCAUAAGACACCCGAGCCAGAAGCCUCCUGAAGCCCUCGCUCCCAAACACUCCAGCCAGAAGCCUCCUGAAACCCUAACGACGGGCCAUCGUUCUCGUGCAACUCCUGAAGCUCUCACGUCGGGAACUCGUACUCGCGCGGAUUCUGAAGCCUCGACGCCAGGACAUCGUUCUCGCUCGGGAUCGAGAAACAGAGAUUCUCUUCGAGCGACGAGCCUCCGGAGACAGCGGGGAAGAGACUCUAAAGUGCUACGGCGGUGGGAACACAUGGACGGCGAGGGGACUUUGUCUCGAGGCCUCGUCAGGAGUGACGGCUCCUUCGCCUUUACCAACUGCCGUCCCCCGGAGGUGUGUGGCCUGGACGACGGCUGAAGGAAUCUCUUUGCUGUGUUCGCACGCAACACGGGCAAAUCUUAACGAAUGCAACGACAAGUGUGAUAGUAUAAUGCUUUUAGCAUCAACAGUGUUAAAUAUGUGUGAUAUUUUUAUGUCAAAUCAGUGCAGUUGAAAUGAUGAAUGCAAACCUGUGCUAAAAUGAUGCUUGUUGCAAAGGUGCAUCGAGGAAAAGGUACCGUGUUUUAAAUAUGCAACGCUGACUGGUACCACCCGAUGGCAGGUACACCUAACAAGUCAAUUUAGAAACAACUUGAAACUAAGUUCCUGGUCCAGAGAACUUUAGUCUGACUUGCCUUGACUCUAGCCAUCCAGAUAUAACAAUAUGAGUUUUUUUCUUCAAAACAAAGUGUCAAUAAAAUGACCUGCAGAAUUAAGAGUUAUUUUUCUAAUCUUGAACAAUGUAUUUUGUG